AUGGAGAGCCACAGUGGUGACAACAUCCCUGCAUCGAAAUACAGCUCAGUGAAAUAUUACACAACGUUACCCCCCGAAAGUACACUAAGUGAACAUGGCGGGCAUUCUUCCGAGCAAGCUGGUGGUACCGAGACGAGACCGAGAAGUGGAACUUCGACGCAAUAUAUUCCAAAAGCGGGGGACCACUUGAACUUUCAGAUACCGAGAAAGAACCAAGAAAAGAUAGGUACUUUCUCAAUUGCUAAAUUAAUUGCUAAAUUAGCAGUAUAUGCUAGCUAGCCAGCUGAUGUUUUUGAUACUACCGUUACUGCCAAAGAUACCCAUUUUUUCUGGAAGUUAACUAAACUAACGUUACUUGUAAACAAACUGUGUUUCAGCUGUCAGAUCAUUGAAUUUGACCAGGGUCACUGUUCAGCUAACUAAUAGCUAGAGGAUAGCUUGUUAGCUUAUUUAGCAUGUUCUAAGCUUGCUUAGUUAGGUCACCUGCUUUUAUUGCACCUGGAAGUGAAACAUGGUUUACUUGGCCAGGUAGGUAGCUAGAUAGCCAUCGGGAUGUAGAGUGCUGGUGAGCAUUGUGUAGUAGAUGUGUAAGUAGAUAAAUAGAUGUAUUGUGUGAAAUGUGCAUAUGCAUGUCUAAGUUGUCGAGUAUUCCAUGCAUUGCUCUGAGUGGGUUCUGUCUUAAUGUCCUAAGUAGAAGGGGUUUUUUGUUGUGUGUUGCUUACAAUGAUCCAUUGUUGUUGUGUUGAGUUGUGCUAAUAGUGGUUGUGUAACAUGUGUGUGUAGUGUGUAUGUGUGAUUGUGUACAGGUAUGUGUCAGUUAACGUAUAGCUGGGUGUGUGUUUGUUUGUGAUGUUGUAGCUGUGGGGGGGUUGUUGGUCUAGUCCUCAGAGCAAUUAAUCGUGCAGUUGGAAGUGAGAGACCUAUGGCGUGGUCUUGUCCAUAGCACCUUGAUAAGCCGACAAGGAUUAGAAGCUUGUGGCAUUGUUAGUAAUGCCCAAGGCAAAAAAUGGUAGCAAGAUUGUGUAGACAACUUAAAUAUGCAUUUAUACGACAAUGCUGUAGAUCAGCACAGUACUGUAGGCUAGCCUACAUCUUGCACACUGUUUCUGCAGGUUGAUACGUGUAACGUUAAAUCUCUCUAGGACAAGGUGAAAAAAAGUAAACGCUAAUGUGGCUAUCAUAAAGAACUAUAAAUGCCAUAAUGAUUUGGACGAGACUGCCGAAUCGAGGCAAAGGUAAGAAUCUCUGGAUUAACUAUCUAAUGUUAGCUAUUUUGUAUAUGUUGUAUAUUAUAUAUUGUGGUAGGGUUAUUUUCCGACGCCAACCACCAGAACGAUAGACAACUCAGGGAGCUACCACUCUCCAUGAUUGUUGUUGCAUAACCUUCCCGACAAACUCUUCUACAGGACACAAUUUAUGCAGAUGUGUAAUUCUCUCGAGCCCCAAUGUCUUAAAUCAGUGUGUUGUUUAUGCUGCCAAAAUGUUCUUGAUGGAUCUAUGAAUGUUGUAGAGGAGGUGAUACUCUUGUCAACCAACACAGAUUAGACUACUUUUCAUAAUGUGGUUUAGUUUGUGAAAGGCCUGCAGCCCAGCACGUAACACAUUGUUGUGGAAGAUGUUACCACAUUGAGACACAGGCUUCCUGUUAUGAUUUGAAACUGUUUUGAGAGUGUAUCAGAAGUCAAGUCAGAGGUGUGGUUUUCUCACUUCUGUGAAAAUAGACUGCACAAUGUCUCAUCAGAAGUAGCACCUAACCAGAUUUUCCGGUUAUUUUGGCCAAUGUGGCUUUUUAUAAGCCUAGCAUCUGUAGUUUCAUUUCUGAACAAAAAGAAGAAGAAAAGCAUGCAUUGACUUGCUAACGCUGAGGGGGUGUUAUUUGUGUUGCACAAUGGCUUACAUGGAACCAAGUUUGUUUUUGUGUGUGGGUCAGUAUUCUAACUGAGCAUAGAAUAGAUUGUACAUUAUUUUGUCACAGGGGACAAAUAUGUUUAGAUUGGGAUUUGGGAUAGAACUGAAUUGACCAACCUGACUGUCUCUUGUCUCUGUCCCUGUAGCGUUGUUCCAGUAUGUGUCCUCAGAGUCCAGGGAGUUUGAGGACAUCUUGACUAUUCUGUAUUCCAGCUACAGAGAAGCCAGCUCCAACGGGACGUUCACGUACACCAAGCUAAGAAUCGUCCAUAGUGAACUGCUGGAGAAGAAUGUAAGCAAUGAUUUAGGGUGACAUUUUCGUUAUACAAAAACACCAUGAAUCUGCAGCGCUGAUGUUUAAUAUCUUUGAUCAUUGUUUGAUUGACAGUUUGUAGAGAAAAGGAGGGAGCUGAAGCUGGAUGGGAGGACAGAGAAGGAGCUGGAGGAGACCCACUGUUUCCUGAUGGCUGACACCAUCAAGGUGAGGAGCUAUAGUAUCCGCACAUUUAUAUGUAUAUUGAAUGUACAUAUUACAUGCAAUAAUACUGUUACACCCCUGGUUAUAGCUCCCAUGGAUCUGUGAGAAUGGCCUUCUUGUGGGGCACAGCUGGAUCACAGCUCUGGGUAAUCCAGCUAAGGGUAAGGUCAUCAUCCAAGCAAUAUUGGGCUAUUUAAACCUGAGUGUUGAAGUGUUGGCAGACGUUAUUGUGUAGUUAUUGUCUGUAUGUGUGUAUAGGUAUUUCUAAACUGAAGUGAGGAUUAUUUGUUGAAACAUAUUUUUCUGGAGAGUAAAAAGUAGUGAUGGGGGAAAGAUUUAUACAGUUACGUAUCGCAACAUUAUUUUGGAUGUUAUUAUAUUGAUACUUUGACUCCCAAGUAUUGAUUUGUAAAAAAGGUAGCGUUAGCUAGCGCUAGUUGGCUGUACCUGCACCAAAACUCAGGUAUUUUUUUAUCCUAUAGCUUGCUCUCAAUCUUUUUAAAUAGUGACCCAACAUGUUUUCAGUACUUUUAUUUCCACAACUGAUCAAAAGUCAUUUUCUCAUGCUCUCUCUUGUCUCGUGAGCAAUAUGUUUGGAACAUCAAAUCACAAUAAAAUCGCAGUAUCGAAUUGCAAUACAUGUAGAAUCAUAAGAAUCGAAAUACAUAUCGUAUCGGCACCUAAGUGUUGUGAAAUCGUAUUGCAAGGUCCCUGGCAAUUCCCAGCCCUAGUAAAAAGGUUAUGAGGAGGAAUAAGACUGAAUUGUUUCCGUUUUGUCUUUCAGGUGUUUAUUUGUCUAAAUACUCAGACUUACUGCAGGUCAAUCCUUUUAAUCCUGGAGUCAUGGGAGAGAUCAUCAUAUUCAAGGUCAUCAAGGUAAGAAAACCUCGUUGCUUUUCGCAUAAAUGUUUUCUCAUAACGUGGUCAAAAUAUGAAUGAAAGUAAACAAGCAAAUCUCUCUCUCCAACAGGGUAAAGUAAAGAGCAUCUAUGAAAACAUGUCUAAGAACCUUUUGGACCCCACGCCCAAGUUUGACAGCCAUUUAUCCAAGAAUGCCAGCAAAGUCACAUCUCUCACCUCCUAUAGAGCCUAUGAGCUUACUCAGGUACUGGUACUAACUACGUUGCAUGUAGAGGAUAGGUCUCUAAUUUGGAUUAUAAUCGAUUAAUAAACCAAUAUUUGUUAAUAUUGAAGGAGAAAAUCUAACUCAAAUGCAAGUGCGGCAUAGAGGUUUCUUGUAUUUACUGUACGUCUCAUUCUGGCCUCCCCCCCCACAGCAAUACUUCUAUGAGUAUGACUUUGAUGAGCUGAAGGCUCGGCCGAGGCACGUGUGCCCCUAUGCAGUGGUCUCUUUCCAGUUCAAAGGCAAAGAUGCUCUGUUACAAGCCAAGCCCAUGGCUCCCCUAAGGUACAGGUCUAUGUCAAUUAUGCAUAAGUGUUGAUGUAGAAAUGUCAACCAAUCCACAAAUUAUUUUGUUUGGGUUCUCUAACAGGUCAAACAGCCAAACAUCUGCAGGAAGUAAA
Molecule: messenger RNA, 3910 nt
Organism: Coregonus sp. 'balchen'
Lineage: Eukaryota; Metazoa; Chordata; Actinopteri; Salmoniformes; Salmonidae
Source: the annotation of a GenBank genome assembly